UAACAUCUUUAACGUCAGUGUCGUUUGUGCCGAACUUUCUGCUGCGGCGCGUUUGUAAAGUUCAGAGCAGAGGAAAGGAAACAAUGCGGGUUUGUGCGGGCUGUGAUUUCCAACAAGCCCAGUGAAGAGAGAGAGAGAGAGAGAGAGAGAGAGAGAGAGAGAAGGAAAAAGGGGAAUGGUGCAGUUUCUGGCGCACAGAAGUCCACAUUUAGGCACAAAAAUCUAUCAGUGACUGAUGCCAUGAAGCUAAAUCCAAAGCAAGCGCCGUUAUAUGGUGAGUGUGUGUUGACGGUGCAGCUCAGUGAAGAGGAGUGUGUGGAGGAUGAGGAGGACGUGGAGUUUUACUUGCUGUUCUCCGGCAGCACACAGAGACACCUGACCACCACACUGAGGCUCGGUCAUGUGACCCUGCAGGCUGUGUGUCCAGCCCACGAUCGUGAUGAGACAGUUCGGGUCACUCUAUGUCAGGCUCGAACCGGUGGUUCUGUUGAACCGGUGGGAGAGGAGCGGUUCCAGUUUGUCCAUGAUCUGGCUCUGGACAUGGCUCACUUCCUGAUUAGUGCGGCAGCUCACAGGGACGGUCUGGAGGGGGCGCUGCUGCUCGCUGACUCACACAUCCCUGUACAGGAGUGUGAAAGGCUGGACGAGACGCUAAUGCUAGCACUGAAGCACCUCCCACUACCGCCUGGGUGGAGUGUACUGGGCCCCGACAUCAACACACACACACCAGCAGAUUUCAGUCCUCAUGAGACUUUGCUGCACUUUGCGGCUCGUCGAGGUCUCCGGAGAGUCGCCCUGUUCCUCCUGCAGCAGCCUGGGGGACGAGGCGCUCUGCAGCUGGUCAACAAACAUGGACACACUCCUGCCCUAGUGGCACAGAGCAGAGGACACACACAGCUACAACACCUGCUCUCAGAGCUUGAGAAGUCUCCUCACUUUGAGACAAAGGCUCCAAGGCGGCGUUACCCAGCAGGCCGAGCAUUCCUGCACCACCCGAGGCUGAACACCUUCUCUCUGACAGUGGAGAACGAGUCAGACGGAGAUCCUCCAGACCUGAGGCGAGACGUGGAGGAGCUGCGCCGCUACGCUCACUCUCACCACCACAACAAGGCAGGCUCUCGGAAGCAGCGCCAGUCCUUCCCUCUGAUCCUGAGCCGGGAUUUCGUUGGCGAGUUGCAGUCUGUUGCGGUGACUCUCUGUGAAGGCUCCGCCCUCCUCAAACCGCCGGCGUGCGAGCAUCAGGAAGUCAAAACCGGCGAAGAAAACCGCGAGCAUGCUCAGGGGCUGAAUGGCAGGGUCCGAUCAGAGGAGGGUGAAACUCCGGCGUCCGGCGGAGCGUCAGAUUCUGGGAACGGGACUGUGGGAUUAGAGGGCGAGGGAGUGUGUGUGGGGAAGCAGGAGAACUUUGCAGCUGUCAACACUGUUUCCUGUGGAGAGCAGCAGCAGCAGGAGGAAGUAGAUAGCAAGCUGAGAGUAAUCAGGGAGGUGCCUCGUACACACAGGAGCGACGCUGCACCCGAGACAAAGACGCACAAUAAAAUCCAAUCUGGCAACACGCAAGAGGGAACGAUGGGUCAAACCCAGGGACGCCUCCCGGAAGAAGAAAAAAAUAAGGCGAGAGGGGACUUACCAGAGGAAAGGGAAGGAGAGCGUAACUCCGGCCAGGAAACCUGUGUGCCGAGCGGGAACACGCGGCUGCUCCAUGGACAAAAGCACGGAGAGACAAGCUCACGUUUUUACUUAAAUUUGGACGUUAAUGCCUCGGAAAACGUGAAGGAGUCCCAGGUCCAGGAACCAGGAAACGGCGGUGACCGGAUACACGAGUCCACCGACUGCACAACACAGGAUCAAGACAUCGGUGAAGAUUUGGAUUCUAUAACUUUUAGACCCAACAUGACUCCAGGGCCCAUCCACAACGUUCCUCUGGAACCGUCUCCAGGUGUGGAACAGCUGCUCGAUACAGCUGCAGGAGACCAAAUUGACGCUACGUCAGAAACAGCGUCUGAUUAUUCAGAGCAGAUGAGUUCAGAUUCUGUAAAAGAUCCUUUAUCUUGUGCUGAUGUACCUGUUGCUCCAGGACAAGCUGACAGGGUAGCGCAAGAUGUUCCUCUUACGCAUGAGGAAAGUUGUGGAGACACCUGUGUUGAUCAGACAUUACUCUCUGAGACAGAAGUAAGGUCUUCACCUGGAUCUGAAAAUAAUAUCCAACCGGUCACACCUCCAGAAAUAUCAGAAAAAACUUCUCAAAUAAGUACCAAGUGCCAUUAUGGAGGUGAGGAACCAUUUCAGGAACAUUGUGACUUCCAGUCUGAUGCUAGAGAUGCUGAGAUCACAGACACCAUGGACCAAGAUCCAGAAAGUCUACCACUUUUUUGGGACCAAUUUUUCUCAGUUCCUUCAGGAUCAGUGGUGUCAGAUUCCAACCUUGAAGAAUCAGAAAGUGUUUUAAAAUUAAAGCUUGAAACGGAGCCGCUAUCAUUUCAAACACCUCCUGAGUCACCCUGUGAGUUUUUCUCAGUAGAUGGCUUUAUCAGUACGAGUGGUUCCAUUGAAGCAACAUGUCCUGCAGGAUCUCAAGAGAUCAUGGAGGAGGGUUUGCAGGUGGAAACGGAGCUGCUGGAAAUGUGCGAAAGCUCUAAAAAGUCACCAGUAUCAGUUCUGUGUGGUUCCUUCUCCAAACUGACCAUCAGGGGAAGUCCACUUGAUCCUCACAUUGAAAACACAACAUCAGAGACCAUCGAGAGAACAGCAACUAGUGCACAUGAUGGUGAUUUAGACACCUCCAAUACGCUUUCUUCAGAGAUGGAGGAGUCCAAGGUGGAGGUUAUUAAGUUAGAACCGGAGAACGUUGAGACAUGGGAGAGAUCAGAAACAUCACAGUUGGUGAGCGAUGUGUCCGCAGCAUCCUUCUGUGAUUCUGCAUCAGAGGAGAACCUUGGAGGAACAGAACAUGCUGUAGGUCUUAAAACACAAAUUGAUCAACCUCCAGAAUCAGGAGAUGUUCGGGAGGAGUGGAUGAAGAUGUCUACACAGCUUAGUGAGAAUUCAGAAAUGUUGUCACUGCCAUGUGAAACGUUGCCUGUGUCCACUUUUGUCUCUAAGAACAUCACUGACCCAGAUUCUAAGGUCAUAAACUUUGAGGAGAUUAACAACAAAACAUCUAAAGACACACAGACUGAGAUCAUGACCUCGACAGAGACUGUAGAAGAAACAUCUCUUGACCAUAAUCUGAAAGUUAUCAACUUUGAGGAAAACAUCCUAGAACAACCUGAGAUCAGGACAUGUGAGGAGAGCAUAAGUGAAACAUCUCUUGACCUCCAUCAUGAUAUCUUCACAUCUUCUGAAAAUGAUCAACCUCCAGAAUCAGAAGAUGUUCAGGAGGAGUGGAUGAAGAUGUCUACACAGCUUGGUGAGAAUUCAGAAAUGUUGUCACUGCCAUGUGAAACGUUGCCUGUGUCCACUUUUGUCCCUAAGAACAUCACUGACCCAGAUUCUAAGGUCAUAAACUUUGAGGAGAGUAACAACAAAACAUCUAUAGACACACAGACUGAGAUCACGACGAUUGUAGAAACAUCUCUUGACCAUAAUCUGAAAGUUAUCAACUUUGAGGAAAACAUCCUGGAACAACCUGAGAUCAGGACAUUUGAGGAGAGCAUAAGUGAAACAUCUCUUGACCUCCAUCAUGAUAUCUCCACAUCCUCUGGAGGGACAAUUGAAGAAACAUCUCUUGUUCCACCUUCUGAGGUUAAGAUGUCUGAGGAAAGCGUUCAAGACCAACAACCUAACGUCAUAAUCUUAAAGGAGAGCAUUAGACGAACAUCUCUGGGCUCCAAUCAUGAUUUCACAUCCUCGGUGGAGAUGAGUGGAGAAGUGUUUCCUGGUCCACUUCUGGAGGUUACCAGCUCUAAAGAAAACCAACAACUUGAGAAGAGCAGAAAUUACACUCAUGACCCCAAGCAUGAGGUCACGGCUGUUGAAGAGAGCACUGGAGAAAGUCUUGAAUUCCUUCAUGAUUUCUUCAUGCCUUCUGACGAGGCGAUUAAAGAAAUGUCUUUUGAGGCACUUCCUGAAGUUAAAAGCUCUGAGUUAGUUGUUCUACACCAACAACUUGAGGUCAUGACCUCAGACGAGCCCCUCAGAUCCAAUCAUGAUCUUACCGUGACCUGUGAGGAAACACUUGACCUCCGUUCUGAGGUGGACACCUCUGCGGAAAAUGUUCUAGAGCGACAACCUCAAGCGACCUGUGAUAAGAGUCAAAAUGGAACAUCUGAAGACCCCAAAGGUCAUGACAAACCCCUUAAGGUCACAACUUCAGAGAACAGCAUUCAAAGCCCACUCCAUGAGGUGAGUGCUGGUAAAACGGCUCUCGACCAGCAACCUGAGAUCACAACGUUUGAGGAGAGCAUCAGAGAAACCCAGCUUGACGAGACAACCUGUGAGGAAAACCUCAGGAGAUCUCCACCUGUUGUCCUGAGCUCUAAGAUGGAUGUAUGUCUUCCUGAAGCUCCAGUUCAAUAUGAGACUGCGAUUCUGGACCCUCUUGUUUCCUGCAGUGAUUCUGAUCUUGCUUUGGAAAAUAUUUCUACCUCAAGUUCCCUCGAGCUCCCUCAUCAGCCAGUGGAUCCAGACAGUGUUACUAGUUUAGAUGGAGGCUUCGCUGUAGAAGUGGAUAGCGGUUUGACCCGGGACUUGUCACCUUUGGACAUUGUCUGUGUUAAUAAAAGUGUAACUCUGGAAGAGGAGAAAAGUCACACGGAGGAGGAACAUGGAGAGAAACCAAAGGAGGAACGAGUAGCAGGUGAUGUUAAUGCUGAGGACAUGAGGAGACACAUGGAUCAGACCCAAGAGAUCCACAGGGAGGAGGAGGAGGACGUCUUGUAUUCUCUACAAUCUGAAGAUCUGACGACAGGCUGCAGUAUAGAAACCACAGAAACAGAUGUUGCGAGUGUGUGUCACUCUGUAUCUGCGAGCUCGCUGCCUGGGUCCGAGUCCAUCAGUGAUGGAGACUCACUGUUGGGCCCAGACACGAAUGAUGACACUGUCUUUAAACAGAGCGAGGACUCGCUUACCCUCACCAGUGGAAUUUCCAUGACUGGUUCCAUUUCUACAGACGACUCGUCCAUCACACACACUGUAGGAGAAACUGAGGAAGAGGAGAAGAAAGAUCGGCUGACGGAGGUUCUUGAGCGUUCUGCUAUUCUUCGCACUACCAACCGUUCUCACUCUCCAUCUCGGAGACACAGCUGGGGGCCGAGCAAGAAUCAGAGUGGAGACACGGACAUGGGCCAGCGCAGUGUGGUGGAGGAGGAAGUGAAGCCAACAGGUCACAGGAGAAGUAUGAGCUGGUGUCCAUCACACGUUCCUGAGAUGGAGGAGAUGAAUUCCAGAAGUUACAGUCUGGAGGGUUUGGCUCCUGAGGACGAGGUGAAGAUGCAGAGUGUACAACACUCCACACACUCGUCCAUGACAGAGAGAGAGGAGAGAGGAUCACUCGCUUCUCUCACUGAGGAGGAGAAUGAGAGCAACACAGGAGACAACAGCAGCUUAGACAGUCAGAGAUCGGUUCAUGAUGCAGGAUGUGGUUUCAUUCCUCCUCCUCACACACUCACCAAAUCUGUGUCCAUGUCAGCAAUCAGCCCAAGAGACCUGGAUGAGUUGCCGUGUGCAGCAGCAGGAUCUCUGGAGUUCAGUAUUUUGGAGGAAGGCCCUACCCCAUUGAGGAGUGACUCUGAGGUCAAAGUGACGAAAGUGAGCCGCACCUUCAGCUACCUCAAGAGCAAGAUGAGCAAAAAGAGCAAGGAAAAGGUUCGUGACAAGAAUAAAGAUGGUAAAGAGAAGGAGAAGAGGAGCUUGAAUGGCCACCUGUUUAGCUCCUCCCUAGCCCCGCCCCCCAGCCCAUGCCCGCAGUGCAACCGACCAAUCAGCAUAAGGGAUGCUCUCACCUGCACAAACUGCAGUGUUUACGUCCAUAAAGGCUGCAGAGACACAGUGCCUAUGUGUGCCAUGGUGAAGAUGAAGCAGCAGUCAGUCACUGAUUCUGCUCCUCCACCUGGAGCUCUGGCACGAGGAAAAUCCUCAUCGACGCGAGAGCGACCCUGGUCCACGUUCAUGCUCCCUGAAGAUCAGACGUCUCUUCCUGUCCCUCCGCCCAGGAAAAGCAGCACCAUCAUCCCGUUUAACAGCGGAUCUCUGUCCAAAAGUAUCUCCAUCAGCAACAUCGCAGGACAGUCUGAUGAAGCUCCUCUGAAAGCGCUGAAGAUUCUGUCUCAGUCCACAGACUCGCUCAAUAAGAUGGGGAAAGUGAACGAGUCCACGGAGUCUCUCACUGAUGAAGGUGCAGAGCUGAUGGACGGUCACCUGAUGGCCGAGUUCGAGGCGGAGGUGAAGGAGCUGGAAGCCGAUUCCUGGAGCUUCACCGUGGACAAGAAAUAUCUGAAACAACUGAAAAAAGAUGUCAUCAAGAGGCAGGAUGUCAUCUAUGAGCUGAUCCAGACGGAGAUGCAUCACUUGCGGACUCUGCGCAUCAUGGCUGACGUGUACAAUAAGGGUCUACAGAAGGAGGUGCAGGUGGAGGUUCAGACGUUGGAGAAGAUGUUUCCUGUGCUGGAGGAGCUGCUGGAGCUGCACACACUCUUCUUCACACGCCUGCUGGAGAGACGGAGAGAGGCGCGUGAGGAGCAGAGAGGGAACGAGGGAGGGUUCAUCAUUGGCAGGAUCGGAGACGUGCUGCUCCAUCAGGUGACCGGCUCUAACGCUGAGAAGAUGAAGAAAGUUUAUGGGAAAUUCUGCAGUCGCCACAAUGAGGCUGUGAACAUCUACAAAGAGCUCCACACACGGGACAAACGCUUUCAGGCCUUCAUCAAGAAAAAGAUGAGCAGUGCUGUGGUGAGAAGGUUGAGUAUUCCUGAAUGUAUCCUGCUAGUCACACAGCGCAUCACCAAAUACCCCGUCCUGCUGCAGAGACUGCUUCAGCACACCAGAGAGCCGGAGGAGGAGCAGGACGUGGCCGAGGCUCUGCGGCAGGUGAAGGAAGUGCUAACGGGUAUAGACUCGAAAGUAAACGAGUACGAGAAGAGGAGGAGGCUGAAGGAGGUGUACAGUCGCACAGACAACAAGUCCAUCAUGAGGAUGAAGAGCGGACAGAUGUUCGCCAGAGAGGAUUUGAUCAGGGGGAGAAAACUUUUACAUGACGGACCACUGCAGCUCAAAAAUGCAGCCGGGCGACUAAAAGAUGUGCAAGCUUUGCUGCUGUCCGAUGUGUUUGUAUUCCUUCAGGAAAAAGAUCAGAAAUAUGUUUUCGCCUCACUGGAUCAGCGCAGCACAGUGAUCUCACUGCAGAAGCUGAUUGUAAGGGAGGUAGCGAAUGAGGAACGUGGGCUGUUCUUCAUCACAGCAGGUAUCGAGAAGCCUGAGAUGGUGGAGGUUCAUGCCAGCACCAAAGAAGAGAGGAACACAUGGAUGCAGCUCAUCCAGAACGCCACCACCUCCAUAGAUAAGGACGAGGAUGAAGGAAUCCCAAGUGAAAACGAGGAAGACAAGAGACUGCAGGAGAGCAAAGCAAAAGAGAUGAGAGAUCAACUGCAGAAGAGAGACGAGCAGAUUGUGACUCUGUUAGAGGAAAAAGUGCGUCUGUUCCGCGAGUUGUGCGACUGCACCAAUCAGGACGAAGCCUCCGUCUGCAACAGGAUGUUGUUCAGGGCGACAGGUGAUGAUGUCACGAAAGGAGAGCCGAUCAUCAGAGAUGCUCUAAAGGAAGUUGAGAUGUUACAGGAGCUAGUGAACAGCAGUGUGGUGGGACAGCAGGUGUGUGUGGGACAGGAUGACUCGAGUGUGUGUGUGGGGUCUGUGAGUUUGCCGCGCAGAGCCGAGACGUUUGGGGGCUUCGACUGUCACCAGAUGAACAUCUCAAAGAAUGGAGAUCGUGAGGAAGCAGAUGAUCUGCGGAGAACAGAGUCAGACAGCGUUCUAAAGAAGGGGGGCACUGCUAACCUGCUGCUCUUACACAAGAGGAACAGUGAGCAGUAUCUCCUGAGCGUCACUCGUCUUCAUGACCUGCUGAACACCUUACAGGCUGUGGUGGUCCAGCAGGACACCUUCAUUGAGGAGCAGCGGCAGGCCCUGAGCUCACCGUCCCUCCGUCACCCCUCCAUCUCGUCCUCAUCCUCCAUCUCGUCCUUGUCGUCAUGUUCUUCUCGGCCGAGCUCUCUGAUGGAGCAGGAGAAGCAGCGUCAGGAGGAGAAGGUCCGGGAAGAGGAGAGGAGGAGGAGAGAGGAGGACGACAGAAAGAGGAGAGAGGAGGAGGAGGAGAGGAGGAGGCGGGAGGCGGAGCUUGCUCUGAGGGAGGAGAGACUCGUUGCCAUGGAGGAGGAGACGCAGAGGAGACAUGAGGCUCUUCAGCAGGAGCAGCAGGAACUCAGCAACAAGAAGGAGGAGUAUCAGAGAGACCUGCUGAGACUCCGAGAUGACCAGAGGAGACUGGAAAGAGAGCAGCUACACACACAGCUACACAAAACAGAGCAGGACUCGAUGGAACAGAGACCUCGCACCUCCUCCAAUGCAUCAGAAGACUUGCUGAUGUUCCUGAGCUCCGCCGAUUCACCUGAAGGUGUGGAGGUUUUCUCUCGCGCCGACUCCAAACGCAAAGCCAAGAACCUGAAUCUGAACCCGUUCUCUUCCGGCUCCGGACACAAGAGCGGCGCCACUGAGCCUCAUGGACAAAUCCCCAACUGCCUGCUUCAGCUCACGAAACCCAGAGACAAGAAGGAGAAGAAGAAGAAGAAAGGAAAAGGAGGGCAGCAGAACCAGACUACAGAAUCCAUGGGUGCAGUGGCUCCUGAAUCUUCAGCAGACAGAGACGUGUUUUUCUGCUGAUCUCACGCUCCGUUGUUUUCUCUCCGUCUUCCCAUAAUGCUGUGCGGCUCAGAUUGGAUCCUGACAGGUCCAGCUUUUUACCACUGGGGGGAAAAGUUCUCCACUCUUUCCUUUGCACACACACAUAUACACACACACACACACACACACACACAUACACAUACACACACACACACACACACACAUACAAACACACACACACAUACACACACACACACACACACACACACACACACACACACACACACACACACACACACAUACAAACACAUACACAUACAAACACAUACACACACACACACACACACACACACAUACAAACACAUACACACACACACACACACACAGGCUCAGCGCUCAUCACACCACUAUAGGCACUUUUCUUAUUUUGGAUUUUCUUUGUUUUAUUUAAAAACUUUUUUCGAAAAAAACAACAACAAACAAAUAAAUUCCAGACAGCAGGAGAUUCAGCGUCAGGAGCUGCUGGAUUUGUUCAAGAUUUCUGGGAGAAAAUGACGUUUUUAUUGAAGGAUUUUUAACUAACAAACUAAUAACAUUCUGCAGUGAGACAAUUUCAACACAUGGGCUGGAGGAGGAAUUUGUAGAAAUUUACAGAAAUAAGUCGAUGUAAUAAUCUACAUCCGAUCGUCACCUGAUUUAAAAAAGUUUUACUGAUUUCCUGUGAUUUAAAAAAUAGGCCACGCCCACAAGUGACAAUCAAUCACCAAGCGUCCUCAUGAAUGAUUACCGUUUUGAACAAUUCUAAAAAUAAAUAUAUAUAUAAAUACAAAAACUCACAUGUUCUCUGGACUUGUGAAAUAUAAUGGAGGUUUUUUUUAAACAAUAAUUUAUUUUGGCUUUAAUUUUAAUUGAUGGAGAAACAAACGAUUGAGUCGGUGUAGUUUUUAUUUCGAAUGUCUGUUAAAGACUGACAGUGUGAUCUGUUGCCUUUAAGAAUGUUAUUUCCUUUAUUUCUAUUUUAUUUUCACGGUAUUUAACUCUCCCUCGAUUCCUCAGUCAGGACCGAACGGCAGAAACGUUACAGUGACGUGACGUGACGUGACGUGACGUGACGUGACGUGACGUGUAACAGCGGAGAACCUGCUCCUGUAGUCGCUCCUCUGAUGAGUCGAGUUUAGUUUUUUUUAUUAUUUAGCACUUUAUCUCACGUCACAGAGAUCCAGCUUUAAUCCCACACAGUCGCUUCAUGUUUGAACCUGAGUGAUGAAUAUAGUAAAGCUCAGAGCUUGGUGUUGAGAUCCAGCGGAACAACUGAUAAACGUUCGUUAGCCAAUUGUCCAGCAGGGAUGGAGACGUUAUCUGACGUGAUGAACGUGGGCUGAUGAAGGAGUCCUCGCCUGCAGGACAGGCGCACGUCUGUUAUCAACCUCGCAAAAAAAAACAAACAGAUUAAAACUCAGAUUAUAUUUUAAACAGAAAAUAUUUUAUAUCCAAACGACAAAUCAGAUUACGUUCAUUUUAUACGAUUACAUUUUAUUAUAAUGCUUUUCCAAAAAAAUGUUCAGAUGUCAUUCUGUCACCUGAUUGGCUAAGAGCAACACAGGUAUGAUGUUUGUUACACGUUGUGUUACGUCUCGAAGUUUCAGACAGAUCAAACACGCGACUGAGUUCGUACCUCAUCAUCACACGCUGGAUUUAUUUUAUUUAUUUCAUGAACAACCAAACGAUGAAGGGACGUGCGCUCGUUAGCCUCAAAGCGCAUCAAAGCGCCUCCCUCGGCACCUGAGCGUUACGUUACUUUUGUUGACCACUAGAGGGCGGUGUUUUUGUGCUGCAUCACGGUGCCAAAGUCCUACAAUCAGUUGUGUUUAUAAUAAAAUGAUUCUGAAUAAAACAUCACCACACACUUUAAUAAUAAAUACGCAGAAAUACACAACACACAAACUGACGCACAACAGAACUACAAGUAAAUGGCAAGAAAAUGUCAAUCAUCCAAAAUCAACAACAAAUAAAAUGCGUUUUUCUUUGGGUUUGUGUUUUUUUUUUUUUUUUUUUUUGGGAUCAUCAGUUUAUUCAUUUACAUUUAUUCACUUCUAAUAAACACGAGUGUGUGUGGAGGCUCGGUGGAGUGGCUUUGUUUGUUUGGUAUUGUACAUGAUGACGUGAGCAAACUCCACAUCACCAGCAGGUCCGACUGUGCCUUCAGAAUUAAAAGGUAUUUUAUUAAAAGGUACCGUUGUGUUAGUUUGUGUAAAGAAGGGCUGCGUCUCUGUAAAUAUCUGUAAUGUACAAAUUCAACUAAAGUAUUAAUUGUGGAUUCUUUUUUUUUUUUUUUUUUUUUGGUGAUUUUGAAUCUAGCUUUUUAUAACAGGCUUUAUUUAUCAGUAUUUGGAGAAUAUAAAAAAGAAAAGUGUAAUAAACGGUGACUGUACACAA
This is a messenger RNA of Tachysurus vachellii, 11268 nucleotides long. RefSeq names its product A-kinase anchoring protein 13 (gene akap13b). The coding region runs from base 241 to 8871 and encodes 2876 amino acids. Gene Ontology annotation, biological process: cell morphogenesis; regulation of Rho protein signal transduction; positive regulation of neuron differentiation. Gene Ontology annotation, cellular component: ruffle membrane; cytoskeleton. Lineage: Eukaryota; Metazoa; Chordata; Actinopteri; Siluriformes; Bagridae. The transcript is spliced from 38 exons. Gene Ontology annotation, molecular function: microtubule binding; guanyl-nucleotide exchange factor activity. The record is from RefSeq and is a predicted model, not a curated record.